Molecule: messenger RNA, 2027 nt
Organism: Argiope bruennichi
Lineage: Eukaryota; Metazoa; Arthropoda; Arachnida; Araneae; Araneidae
Product: protein SSUH2 homolog
Exons: 12
Coding region: 384-1475 (363 amino acids)
Source: RefSeq, a predicted model, not a curated record
UUAAAUUUUUAAAAAAAAGCAAAUUAAAUACGAAAAUUUGAAAGUAUUCAAGCAUUAUUCACAUGUUUUAUUUAAUGGUAUUUCUAUUCAAAUUUGAUUAAUUUUAUAAAAAUCAAUGAAAAUGUCUCUAAAGCUCCAUUAAAGAUAUCAGUAUCGGAUUACAGAUUGCGAGGAAAUUUAUCCUACUAAGUGCACCCAGAUGACAUUGUAUGGAUUUACUUAUCUUAUUUUUAAAGAUAUGGCUAAAAAAAAGGAUGUAUGCUGGUAAUGAUAAAGCCUGAAGACCUUUGGCUUGAAAAUAUUUAAUCAGAAAUCCGAGUGGGUGAACAUAAAAGCGAAACAUAUCAAGGUCGUUCUCAGUUAUCUCAUCAAGAAUUGAAACCAUGAUGGACGAAAUGAAAGCUCCCCCAUAUGAUCAAUUUCCAGGAAUUGCAGUAUGCCCAACUGGUCCCACACAAGAAAAUCCCGGAUACGUGCCGGACGAAUAUCCAGGAAAAGAAGGUAUUGUGAUGCCACCUACAGCUCCUCCUUUAGAAAUGCCACCACAAGGAGAAAGAAUGCCACUUGUUGAUCUAGGUACUCUAUCGGAUCAAGAUGUGCGAGAAGCAUGCCAUCAAUUCGUCUCUGAGCAUUGCUGUUAUGGCAGAAGAUUCAUUCGAGACACACUAUUGCCAGAAAUAUUUAAUGGAUGUAUAUAUCACUAUCAGUUAGAAACCUUCGGGGAGAAAAGAGAAACAGUGGAUCGGCAUGAACCUUUCAAAGGUCAGUACAUAGACGGUCCCCAGAAUGGCAUACCACCACAACCCUGGGACAUCCAAGUGCCUAUAUUAUCACUAUUCAUAAACAGUCAGGUCAAAGUCGAGAUUCCUCACACGGCUUACGUAAAGCAGUGCGGCAGGUGUGUGGGAAAUUGUAGGGUACGGUGCGAGUCCUGCUACGGACGAGGAGGGAGCUCCUGUAUCAGUUGCAGUGGAAUGGGGCGACGUGAUGGUCAGCAGUGUACCAGUUGUUUUGGUACAGGUCGAAGACGGUGCUGGAACUGCAGUGGCUCGGGCCAAGUUAAAUGUGGUACAUGUGAUGGAAGGGGAAAUUUAAGGCAUUUCAAGCUGCUCCUCGUGACCUGGACGAAUCACGCCGAAAGCUACAUCACGCACACAUUUAAACUGCCGAAACACUUAAUUUUAGAAGCCUCUGGUAAAGAAAUUUUCCAGGAAGAAAAUCCUAGAGUUUUUCCAAUAAAUCAUGCCAGAGAUGACAGUGUUAACGAGGCUUCCAAAAUCAUGAUCCAAAAGCAUUCGACCGCCUUUCCUCAGGAAUUGAUUAGGCAACAGAGGCAUACUCUUCGAGCUGUUCCUUUAGUGAGAGCAACAUAUGCUUGGAAGAACAAACAGGGGGAAUUCUAUGUGUACGGUUUUCAGAAGAAAGUCUACUUUGAAGAUUAUCCACAGAAGUGCUGUUGCUGUACUUGUUGCUAAUUUGACAUUUCUUCACUAUUGUCAAUUGUAGUUCAAGUUCAGAGUAAAGGGAAAAUAAACAUUAUCAUCAUUCGGAGAGUUUAAAUAUAUAUAAAUAUAAUUUAAAACAGCGAGAAUCUCCGUUAUUUAAAAAUGGUUUGGAAUCGAAGAAAUCGAAAUGAUAUUCAAUGAUGUACAAUGAAAUGAUGUAAUGAAAGUAUUAUCAGAACUAAUGAAGCUUUCUAAUAGUUUCAAAAACUUUUAAAUGCAUAUUAUGAGAAUUCUGUUGUUAAAGUCGCUCCAAGCCUUAUAUCAAAAAUGAAAUUGAGUUGCCAUUAACAGCAAAUAUUCUCAUUUCAUCAUAAUACUGUUGUAUGAUACUGACAGCAUAAUACUGACUGAAAAUAUCUACAUUCUGUUUAAAUAGUUAUGAAGAAUGCUAACUUUAUUUAUUGCUUAAAAUAAAUAAGCAAAAUUAAAUUUUAUUGAUUCGAAAUUGCUAUUUUGCUAUUGAUAAAAAAAAUGUGAAAAAAAAAUUGUUUUUGGAGUUUUUCAUCUUAUUAAAAGAAAAAU